This is a messenger RNA of Acaromyces ingoldii, 1956 nucleotides long. RefSeq lists its product as hypothetical. The coding region runs from base 1 to 1956 and encodes 651 amino acids. Lineage: Eukaryota; Fungi; Basidiomycota; Exobasidiomycetes; Exobasidiales; Cryptobasidiaceae. The record is from RefSeq and is a predicted model, not a curated record. The transcript has a single exon.
AUGCUGUUACCGAUUGGCCGGCGCUCGCUUGGGCGAACGUCGGUUAUUUCAACAAAAUGUACGGCGCUACAGCAGGGCACGCUCCGAAGAGCGCAGUCGAGCUUUGGUGCAGGGAGGAGACUGUCGCCGCUACCUCAGCAGCAGGGCAUUCGUAUUGGGGAGGCAAGAGGUGAAGUGGACGUGGGAGAUGCUCGAAGCACAGGAGGGAAUGUCAAGCCCGUGAAAGGACCCGAGAGUGGGCGUACGGCAUUUGCAGGUCUGCGAGAAGAUGCGAUGCGGUCGAAGGCGUCAUCUGGACAAGGCGAGAGGCGAAGGGCUUCGGCGUCCCAAGAUUCCUCGUCUUUCACCCGACUGCGGAGUGGGAACGACCAAGGAAGACGGGCAGCAGAGAUCGGUUCCAUCCCUGCUGAGACCAGACCGAGGGAGCCAGGAGCCUUCGCAAGGCUGCGAGGCGAGGCACAGCAGCCCAAGGAAGGACACCCCAUUUCGCAACCCAGAUCCUCGAAUCGUUGGUCUCCUCCUGCCUCUCAAGAUCCAUCAUUCUCGUCUACGCUUAAAAGCGACACUCCAGCAGAUGCAUCAACAUCGUGGAACGAGCAGCGGCAACAGCAACAACCCUCACCGAGACGAGCGAAAGACUGGACAGCACUCCGUUCGAUCAUUGAGAAGGGCCAACAGGAAGAAGAGGCCGUCAGGGUAGCGCAACAACAGCGAAUGAACCAAGGAAAGGGGCGAGAGGAGAACAAAGAGCGUGUUCAAGAGGCAACACAACUGGUCAAAGGCCUGAGCAGGACGUCCGAGGAGAAAUCUCCUCCUAUCGAACAGCUCUAUUCGGCGCCCGUCGACGGCAAUUUCGCUCUAGUCGAUAACAAGCAUGCCACCCUCUCGGAAUGGUCGCAUUUCGUCGACGCCAAGCAGCCAGAGCGAGAGCUCCUUGCCCGGCGUUAUAGCUUGAAGACGCCCCAAUUGGCCAACCAAUUCGCCAUGCUCUUUCACACGACCGAGAUUCUCACAAGAGCCGACUUUCCGUCCUUCGUGGGCAUCUUCGAUCAAGGCGGGGCUUAUGCGGUCCAGGUCGAGCUGGGUGGUUCUAAAACCGUCACCACUGCAUCAAUCUUCUUCGCCAAGCAAUGCGAUGGCCUCUACAACCACGUUGACCGGCGGCAUCAGAACGAAAAUCAGGAGGUAUACAAGGAAGCCAUGGCAAACGAUGUCGCUGGCCAGAGUGCUGAGAGAGAACACAACAUCAAGCCUGCCAACGCCUCGAAUGCGCUUUUUGCCCCGGCAAGUUCUCCUUCCAAGGUGACCCCCUCUUCAAAGCUGAAUGCGGCAGACUUCGAGGACCUCCUUUUGCGGCCCGAUGACAGCUCGCGUGAGGCAGAUGUCGACGACAAGGUGGGCCGCGUCUUGGAUGGUUCUGCCGUCCAGUCGGGUUCUCCCGAUGCGGACCAUGCCCGUAUCGACGACGUCGUACCCGUCGCCAUUGAUGGCGAUCAGGUCGAGCUACACGGAGAGGGUCAAGGUGGAACGGAAAUGGCCAAGUUGAGGCACGAGGCCAACCUUGACGAUGCUACGGUCGAUGGAAGGGUCGGCUCGGUCCUCCAAGGAACAGCGGCCGUGUCCAAUUCGAGUGUCGAGGACGAGGCGCGAAUUGAUGAUGUAGUGCCGGUUGCCGUCGAGGGCCAGCAGGUUACGAACGACGCGGCAGGACAGGGCGUUGGAGCAGCGGCGGAGCAGAGGCAGCAUCCGGAGGCUGGAUCCUCGUCUCCGGAAGACAAAAUUGGAUCAGUCCUUGAUGGGACAUCGGCCCAGUCUGGUUCGCCCGAUGAGGACAAGGCUAGAAUCGAUGAUGUGGUGCCCGUUGAGGUGGACGGUACGCAGGUUCCCCAAAAGUCAGAGGGGUCAGGCGCACACGAAAUGGCCGAAGCGAGGGAGAAGGGAUUCCAGUCAACAUGA